This is a messenger RNA of Exophiala viscosa, 312 nucleotides long. Its product is annotated as blocked early in transport 1. The transcript is spliced from 2 exons. The coding region runs from base 1 to 312 and encodes 103 amino acids. NCBI's taxonomy places the organism in Eukaryota, Fungi, Ascomycota, Eurotiomycetes, Chaetothyriales, Herpotrichiellaceae. Gene Ontology annotation, biological process: intra-Golgi vesicle-mediated transport. The record is from RefSeq and is a predicted model, not a curated record.
AUGUCGGACGCCUACGCUCGCGAAGAACAGAACAAUGCCCUCCUCUCAUCACUGUCCCAGAAGACCUCCGCCCUCAAACACAUCACGCUGGACAUCUACGACAAUGCGCGCUCUCAAGAGACACUGGACAACACCAAUGAAGUCUUCAGUAAUAUGAGCACGAGUAUCCGCGGGUCGGCGGGACGCAUGACGCGCAUGGCAAAACAGGGCGAUAAGAUGGCGAUACUGAAGUUAGCCGGGAUUCUCAUCGUUGCCAUGCUCCUGAUAUAUUGGGUUGGUGGAUGGAUUCUGAGGUUGAUCUUUGGGAAAUAG